Messenger RNA from Acanthopagrus latus (yellowfin seabream), 3060 nucleotides. RefSeq names its product acyl-CoA synthetase long chain family member 2 (gene acsl2). Gene Ontology annotation, biological process: long-chain fatty-acyl-CoA biosynthetic process; long-chain fatty acid metabolic process; very long-chain fatty acid metabolic process. NCBI's taxonomy places the organism in Eukaryota, Metazoa, Chordata, Actinopteri, Spariformes, Sparidae. The record is from RefSeq and is a predicted model, not a curated record. Gene Ontology annotation, molecular function: arachidonate-CoA ligase activity. Gene Ontology annotation, cellular component: membrane; endoplasmic reticulum. Bases 151 to 2301 code for a protein of 716 amino acids. The transcript is spliced from 20 exons.
UGAAACUUGAGCAUUUUAUUUUGACGGGUUGUGGCCGGAAACACACGCACACAGUCUGCAGCCUGACGCGAGAUCAGCUUCAGAUGGAUCCGCUGCUCAAUUAACUUUGGAGCCAAAACUGAGGAGAGACACAGGAGCUCUGCGAGAGUUAUGCAUUUCCAGGAGUGGUUACGGUCACUUCGCUCCAGCACUGGUCUCAAAGGCUCUGAAUCUGAGGACUUCUGGAGUCUCCUGCCGACAUUGCCCGUGUCCUCCUUCUCCCUGUCCUCCCUGUCUCUGUCCCCCUCCUCACUGCUGGGUUUAGGAGCCUUGGCCUCUCUCACUGCGUACUGGCUGGUAUACCGUCCUCGACCAAUGCGUCCUCCCUGUGAUCUACAGGCCCAGUCUGUGGCUGUGGAUGGAGAUCCCAGCUGCAGGCGGUCGGCUCUCCUCAAAGAUGACUCACUGCUGGAAUUUUACUAUGACGACACCAGGACGUUCUACGACAUGUUCCAGAGAGGCCUGAGGAUCGCAGGUGAUUGCCCGUGUCUCGGCUACAGAAAGCCUGGGCAGCCCUACCAGUGGAUCUCCUACACUGAGGUGGCGGAGAAGGCGCAGCUGCUGGGCUCCGGGCUGCUGGCCAAAGGCUGCCAGCCGAACCCGCAGCAGUUUGUUGGGAUCUUUGCACCGAACAGACCAGAGUGGGUCAUCUCAGAGCUGGGCUGCUACACCUACUCCAUGGCGGUGGUGCCUCUGUACGACACACUGGGGCCGGAGGCCAUGGUCCACAUCCUCAACAUGGCCGAGAUCUCUCUGGUGAUCUGUGACCGCGAGGAGAAGGCAGCGUCUAUGCUGGAGAACAAGGAGAAAGGCGUGACUCCGACGCUCUCCUGCCUGGUCCUCUUUAACGAUUUCAGCGAUGCCUUUGUGGAGAGGGCGAAGGACUGCGAGGUGGAGGUUUUGAAACUGGAGCAGCUCAUGGAGCUGGGAAGGCAGAACCUCAAAGAUCCCGUGCCGCCCCAGCCUCAGGAUCUGGCCGUGGUUUGCUUCACCAGUGGAACCACAGGGAAGCCCAAGGGAGCCAUGAUCACCCACGGAAACAUCGCCUCCAACACUUCCUCUGUCAUUAAGAUCCUGGAGGGUUCGUUUGUAAUCCGACAGGAGGAUGUGUCGAUCUCGUACCUGCCACUGGCCCACAUGUUUGAGAGGAUGAUUCAGGUCUCGAUGUUCUGCCACGGGGCCAGAGUAGGUUUCUACCAAGGCGACAUUUCUCUACUCAUGGAUGACAUUAAAACUCUCAAACCUACCUUCUUUCCUGUUGUGCCUCGUUUACUCAACCGCAUCUAUGACAAGGUCCUGGGUUCUGUGACCUCUCCGCUGCGACGGGCUUUGCUUCACUACGCCGUGAAGAGGAAGCAGGCCGAGCUCAGCAGCGGGGUCGUACGCAACAACAGUCUGUGGGACAAACUGGUCUUCAACAAGAUUCAGGCCAGUUUAGGAGGCAACCUGCGGUUCGUCCUGACCGCUUCAGCUCCCAUCUCCCCCACGGUGCUGUCCUUCCUCAGAGCCACUCUGGGCUGUCUGAUCUUCGAGGGUUACGGGCAGACGGAGUGCACGGCUGGAUGCACCUUCUCUAUGCCAGGAGACUGGAGCGCAGGUCACGUUGGUGCUCCUCUGCCCUGUGCCAUGGUGAAGCUGGUAGACAUCCCGGAUAUGAACUACUACGCUAAGAACGGAGAUGGAGAGAUCUGUGUUCAAGGCCCCAGUGUGUUCAGAGGCUACCUGAAGGACGCAGAGAGGACGUCUGAAGCCUUGGACAGUGACGGCUGGCUGCACACUGGAGAUGUGGGCCAGUGGCUCCCUAACGGGACGCUACGCAUCAUUGACAGGAAGAAGCACAUCUUCAAGUUGUCCCAGGGAGAGUACAUCGCUCCAGAGAAGAUAGAAAACGUCUACAUGCGCUGUGUUCCUGUGCUGCAGGUGUUCGUGCACGGAGAUAGUUUACAGUCUUUCCUCAUAGGCAUAGUCGUGCCCGACCCUGAGGUGUUUGUUGACUGGGCUAAAGAUCGAGGGAUUGUUGGAUCACAUGAAGAGCUGUGCCAGAAUCCUGAUGUGAAGAAGGCAGUAUUAGAGGACAUGAGAGCUGUGGGGAAGGAAGCAGGGCUGAAGUCCUUUGAACAAGUGAAGGACCUUCAUCUGCAUCCCGAGACGUUCAGCGUCGCCAACGGCCUUCUAACCCCCACCAUGAAAAGCAGACGUGCAGACAUCCGCAGAGUCUUCCAGGAACAAAUAUCAAGCAUGUACAGCAAGACUGCCAUUUAAAGGACUCCGCUCAGUAACUCACCCAGGGCUUACUGAUGUCCAAUAAGGGAAAAAAAUGAGACAGAAGAAUUAAAAAAAAAAAAAAAAAAAGAAAGAAAAACGUCCAGCAGUGCCUUAUCUAAAAUAUACAACUGGAUAUAUUUUGGAGUUUUGGUAUUUUGCUUCAGCGAAGUUUGAAUUGACGUCCACUUGUUUGAUCGUUUGUAUUGUUUUAACUCUUCACAUGGAAAUUAAGACCGAAUGGGACCAAACAAGAUUUCUUUUUGCCCUUGACACUAAGUCAGCGUUGUGAUUCACUGCAAGAUUUUACUGAUGAAUAAAUUAUUAUUCAAUUGUAGAGAUAAGAGUCACAGAAGUUUUUAGGAAGCAACUUGCGGAGAUGUAAAGUUAGAUGUUUAAUUCAGGCUGCCCUCCUCUGUGUGAUGGGGGCAUUGUUGCUCAUAGAACUUGCAUUAACGGUAGUUUUUUUGUUUUUUGUUUUUUUCAUUUUACGGUUGUUGGGCUCUUGGGCCACCAUGAAAUAAGCUUUUGAACAUCCUUGAUCUUAGCCUGAUGGCCGUGCAUUUUUAUAAUUGGUUCAGUGUGAGCAUUUAAUCCCUCACCUGAAGCUAAACUAUCAAAACUAAUGAGGGUUUUGACUAGCAGCGGAUUGUAAAAAAACAUGAGCUGUAAAUACUGCUUGUAUGGAGAAUUGUUGACAGGACACUACUGAUUCCAGUGAAGUAAAAAAUUGAACAUAAAUAAAGAUUAGUAACUGAU